Messenger RNA from Microthlaspi erraticum, 1107 nucleotides. NCBI's taxonomy places the organism in Eukaryota, Viridiplantae, Streptophyta, Magnoliopsida, Brassicales, Brassicaceae. The record is from the annotation of a GenBank genome assembly.
AUGUCAGGAUCUGAGCCGGGUUUAAUGCCGGCGAACAGAGAAUCAAUGCCAUUCCCGAUGGGUCUCCACCAGCACCAGCACCAGCAACUCAAUCAAGCUCCGCCGCCGCAGCAACACAAUCAAGCUCCGCCGCAGCAGCAGUCUCAGAAUAUGCAAUUGUCCUUCGGCGGCGGCGACGAAACCGCUAUCUACAGGCCGAUGAGCUCCGCCUCGUCCCCACCACCGCAGCAGUACCAACCAAACUCUUCCGGCGCCGGAAUUCCCUCCCUGAACAUGAACAUGCCCAUGCCUGUGACCGGAAGUGAGCCUGUGAAGAAGAGGAGAGGUAGACCGAGGAAAUACGGACCGGACAGCGACGGAAUGUCGCUUGGUCUUGUUCCCGGAGCUCCUUCGUUCACCGUUAGCCAACCUAGUGGCGACGGCGACGGUGAAGGAGCCUCUCCUACACAGAAGAGGGUGAGAGGACAAGCUUCUGGUUCAAGGAAAAGGCACAAGCUUGAAGCUUUAGGCUCGACAGGAGCCGGAUUUACGCCUCAUGUACUUACCGUGAACACUGGAGAGGAUGUAGCAUCAAAGAUAAUGGCUUUGUCUCUGAAUGGACCACGUGAUGUGUGUGUCCUGUCUGCAAAUGGUUCCAUCUCCAAUGUGACUCUUCGCCAGCAAACCACAUAUGGUGGAACCGUUACACAUGAGGGGAGAUAUGAGAUUCUGUCUUUGUCUGGCUCGUUUCAUCAAGUGGAGAAUAAUGGUCACAGAAGCAGGACCGGAGGUCUAACCGUGUGCUUAUCAGGUCCUGAUGGUAAUGUCUUUGGUGGUUCUGUAGCUGGUCUUCUUAUAGCAGCAUCGCCUGUUCAGAUUGUUGUUGGAAGUUUCAUGCCAGACGGGCCAAAGGAACCGAAACAACGUGCUACUGGCCAAAUGGAACUAUCACCACCUCCCGCAGCACCACCGCGUGUGGCCCCAAAUCAAGGACUGAUGAAUCCGGGUAGCCCGCAGUCUCGAGGCACGAUGAGUGAAUCCUCUUGCGGAGGACAUGGAAGCCCUCUUCACCAGAGCACCGGAGGAGGACCUUUCAGUAACCCCAACCUCUCCAUGCCCUGGAAGUAG